Molecule: messenger RNA, 5841 nt
Organism: Mus musculus (house mouse)
Lineage: Eukaryota; Metazoa; Chordata; Mammalia; Rodentia; Muridae
Gene: Sgms2
Product: sphingomyelin synthase 2
Exons: 7
Coding region: 622-1719 (365 amino acids)
Biological process (GO): regulation of bone mineralization; sphingomyelin biosynthetic process
Cellular component (GO): plasma membrane; Golgi apparatus; Golgi membrane
Molecular function (GO): ceramide phosphoethanolamine synthase activity; phosphatidylcholine phospholipase C activity; phosphotransferase activity, for other substituted phosphate groups
Source: RefSeq, marked reviewed
GAAGCUUCUUGGAUGCAUGACCACCAGGCUAGGAGCACAUGCCGGAAUGUUAGAUAUGUUCAGUCAACUAGGUUGGAGUGGGUAGACGCCAGCCAUCGCUGCGUGAGGGCCUGGGUAUCUUCCUCAGGAGGGAUCCAUGGUAGAGAGAGUUGCUCUUGGAUUCAUCUUGCUGAGGGUCCUCCUCAGGAGUUCAUUCUUCCCACGGCCUUUUCUAAAGGCACCGAAGAGAGCAUUGGUCAGGCCAGAGGAACGCUGGCUUCCUCACUCCCUCUACUAGGGUCUUGGUACUUGGAGAGACUUUCACAGGGACAAGAGGAAGCAAGAAGUGUCUGCUCCUUGGAGCCCGUGUGGCCCUGAAAGCAAAGGCGCUUAUCCUCAGCUGAGAAGGAACAAUAACAUCAUCUGUGGGAAAGAGAACCAGCUUCCUUGUGGUGACUACACAGCAGGUUGUUGUAUGGAAGGACUAGGAACCAGCAGGCCACCGACUACAUUUCGUAUCAGCACACAUCAUCAGUUCUAAGAGUCCAUGUUGAUCUCGCAAGUAGAAGGAUUUAAAAGAGAAAGGUUCCCACAGAAACCAAGAACCUUACCAUCUCCUUUAGCCCUGGAGGGUGGCGGACAAUGGAUAUCAUAGAGACAGCAAAACUUGAAGGUCACUUGGAAAGUCAAACCAACGACUCCACCAACACUUACACAAGCCCCACCGAAGCUGUAGAGGAAGAGGGCAAAAAUGGCAAGGGCAAACCCAAGACCUUAUCCAACGGGUUACGAAAGGGUGCCAAAAAAUACCCGGACUACAUCCAGAUUUCCAUGCCCAACGACUCCAAGAACAAGUUUCCCCUGGAGUGGUGGAAAACAGGCAUCGCCUUUGUGUAUGCGCUCUUCAACCUCAUCCUGACAACCGUCAUGAUCACCGUCGUGCACGAGAGGGUCCCUCCCAAGGAGCUCAGCCCUCCGCUCCCAGACAAGUUUUUUGAUUACUUCGACCGGGUCAAAUGGGCAUUUUCUGUAUCAGAAAUAAACGGGAUGGUAUUGGUUGGGUUAUGGAUCACCCAGUGGCUCUUUCUGCGUUACAAGUCAAUAGUGGGGCGCAGAUUCUUCUUCAUCAUGGGAACUUUAUACCUGUAUCGCUGUAUAACUAUGUAUGUCACUACGUUACCUGUGCCCGGAAUGCACUUCCAGUGUGCUCCCAAGCUCAAUGGAGACUCUCAGGCAAAAAUACAGCGGAUUCUCCGGCUGAUUUCUGGCGGGGGACUGUCUAUCACGGGAUCUCACAUCCUGUGCGGAGACUUCCUCUUCAGCGGCCACACUGUCGUGCUCACACUUACUUACUUGUUCAUCAAAGAAUAUUCACCUCGUCACUUCUGGUGGUAUCACUUGGUCUGCUGGCUGCUGAGUGCGGCUGGGAUCAUCUGCAUUCUCGUAGCGCAUGAACACUAUACCGUGGACGUCAUCAUUGCUUACUAUAUCACAACACGGCUGUUUUGGUGGUACCAUUCCAUGGCCAACGAAAAGAACUUGAAGGUCUCUUCCCAGACGAACUUCUUGUCUCGGGCUUGGUGGUUCCCCAUCUUCUACUUUUUUGAGAAGAAUGUGCAAGGCUCAAUUCCUUGCUGCUUUUCCUGGCCGCUGUCCUGGCCCCCUGGCUGCUUCAAGUCAUCGUGCAGAAAGUAUUCCCGGGUCCAGAAGAUCGGGGAGGAUAAUGAGAAGUCUACCUGAGCUGCCAACCCGGCAGCCGCUCUCACACCAAAAGAGUCCGUGCUGCAACCGAAGGCACGUGCGGCUUUAUAUUUAUUUUCAGAGAACUGACUGGUAAAAUGAAGUGGACCAAAUUUUAUGCAAAAGAUUGGAGCGAUGAAGUAUUACCUUUGGCUUUUUUUUAUUCAUCCCAAGAAACAUAUAUUUUCCUGCAGCUCUUCGUUCAUUGAUGACAAAGCCCCCACACUGGAGUUCUGAAGAGGUGGCAAAGAACACGCCGAGCCUCUCCUCGCCUUCCUUCACUUCCACGUUCUUUCCAGAUUGCUUUUUUUCUCCCUUCAAGGUCAGAAGAGUUUGCUAACGUUUUGAAUAAAAUGUCUGGAUAUAUACAGCCACUGUGUAAAUACAGUCAGUUGAUGGCAGUGGGUUUUCACCACAGAGCUUAGUAAGGGGCAGCCUGCAGGUGGGGCAAGGUCAUUAGGGUGAUGUCUGGUGUCCCCUCCCCUCCCCCGCCACCCAUUAUGCAUGACUUUUACUCUUUUUGGGGGAGGGGGGUUGGCUUUUGGUUUUUCAAGACAGGGUUUCUCUGUGUAGCCUUGGCUGUCCUGGAACUCACUCUGAAGACCACACCCGGCCUCUUUUUUUUUUUUUUUUUUAAACCUGGUAAUUUUAGUUUUUAAAGAAAGAGUAUUGCAAGGUCAUGUGAAAGAGACACACCCAUGGAUAUUUUUUCCCUGUGUGGGGAUUUUUCCACUUUCAAGUGUCCGUGGCAGAUAACCGGCAGGCUCCGGGCUUUUCCUGCUAUACCCGUUAGAUGCUGCCUGCCGGGAGCCCAAGGCUUGUUAACCGCACCAGCACAGGCUGAAACCAGUGUGAACAGAUGCUCACACUGGAGAGCAAGCUUGUGCUCUCUGCUAGCUUGGGCCCUGCCGUGCCAUGCCGUGAUGCCGUUACUUAUUGGACCCUAGAGAAACAUUUGGGCACAUUCCAUGAAAACAGCUUCUUUUUAUUUUAAUAUCGUGUGUCUCGGGAAUGCAAGAUGGAUCCCAAAGGUUUUACUGUUUCCCUGCCUUUUAGCAAGACCCCCCCCCCCAGCGCUCCUUAGGGCGUGCACCACCGCUGAGCAACUCACUUCACCCUGUGCACAUAACACGCGGUGCUGCCCUUGAACAUGUCCCUGGCAUCAGCUCUUAACCUCAGCCAUGUAGGAAUGAGGGACAACUGUUAUCUCAUGUGAAAAGAUGGGUCUCUAAGAUCUGGUGGGUUUAAGAACAUCGGACUCAGUUAGAAGGUUACUCAGUGCUGGGAUAUCAUAGUCCUUGCCUUUGGUUGAGAUCUACUGAAAGAUUAGUUUGUGGAACUUGUAGAAAAACUUCUAAGGAUUCACAGCAUGGGAGCAGCCAGUGGAAGGGGUGGUUACAUUCUCAUGGGUAUGGCAUAGAGAACAUCCCUGGGUUCGUCCCUGUAAGCUAGUCGGCCUUGAUUGUUUAAAAUUAAACUUUAAAUUGCUUGGGAGAAAAAAAAAAGCACAAUACAGAUGUGUUCAGAAGGGCCAUUGUCUUCUGGUGCUAUAAUUCUGUGUGUGUGUUUCAGAGGGUCUCGUUUUCUGUGUUACUGGGUGGGUAAAGGAUAGGAUGCUAAACCCAAAGACACGAGCAUAAAAAUCUAAGUCUGACUAUCCUCACAAGAGCAGAGACCCUAAGUGUCUUUGGCAGACUUUGAAAUGCAGGGACUUUUUUUUUUCAAGUAUUUUUAUCGAGUAAGCCAAUAAUAAAUUCAUACCCAGUUUACCUUGUACUAGACAAUUCGGUACAACUCCUCACGUGUUCAUUUCCUCAGCUCUGUGGAAAGCUCUGCUCCGAACACUAGUUUACCUUCAGGGUCUGAUUAUGAGAGAAUCAUUUGGCGCUGAAGCCUGGCCUUUGCUCUGCGAGUCUCUCACUGAAACAAAACACUGAAACAAAACACCUGAAAAGCCUUAUCCAGCCUGGCUAGGAUUCUCCAUGAUUCUUCAACCGAGGAAAAUGCUUAGACAUUGUUACAUUUCAUGUUGAUUGUUGGGAACCCUUCAAACAGAAAACUUUGCAUUUAGUCAGGUAAACCAGGCUGUUGGAAACAAUACCAUCACUUUCUUAAGGUUUGAAAAUACCCAUGAGCCCUGUGUGGACCCUGCUGUUCCCUGUUCUUGUAGUAGCUGUGAUUCCUAAUAGGUACCGAUGGGGAUGCAAGAUGACAACUCAUUGCAGUGCAGGAAAGUAAGACUUCCUUUAAGAUGGUCUCAUCUCACUGUGUAGCCCAGAUUGGCCUCCAACCUUCAGCCCUCCUGUAUCAGCCCCCUGGGUGCUGGGAUUGCAGGUGUGUUUCCAUGCCUACCCAGGCACAGCAGGACAUGGUACCAGCACCUUUUCUUUGCCCAUUAAGAUGCAGAUUUUACCCAUUAAGUGUGGGUAAGGCGCAAGCGGGCGCCUGUGCUCCUGUUGGAAGGUUUUCCCCAUAAUAUAGAGCUUCUGGAAAACGUCCACAAAUAUAGAACACACAUGUUUUUCCUGAACCUUCCCAAUGGGACUGGAGUUCUCUGAGACUCCGGGUUUGAGCUCCUCCACUAGAUCGGGAAAAGGAGGUAUCCUUCCCCCAGUGACCCCUGAGCUAAUUUUGACUGUCUUUUGGGUUGCUGUCAUCACAGGAAGCAGCUUUUUGCUGGGGACACAAGGUUGGCUGAGAGUCAGCUCUUGCAAUCCCUGGGCAGGUUUGUGGCCAUCCAUCCCUUGCUGUGUUGCCAGCGCCCCCUUGUGGUGAUAUGUCAUGUCUGAAAUCCAAAUGCCACUUUAAAAAUAUAUUUUCAAGGUUUCUCUAAAGUUUAUCUGUUGGGCCUUUUGUUGUUGCUGUUUUCAGGGUUUUUUGCCAAAAGUUGAAAUUCCCAUGGGAAAGGAGCUAUUUUAAAGACAUUCUUAUCCUUCCCAAAGGGAAAGUUCUCAGAAUUUGAGUCAAAGAAAGUUGAAGGUCACAUUUACCUCUUAUGUCACAAUCAUUCGUGUCUGGCCCAUAGCUACAGACUUUGUUUACUUCAAAACCCAAAGUCAGCUGUCUCAUUUUUAUUUAUGUGCCAGAACUCAUCAUUUCACUUGUAAUUGAAAGGUCUUACCUUGUUCCAUAAAAUAUUUUAAACUCUUUGUUAAAUGUUUUGAUUUUAUACUAUAAAACUGAUUUAAAAAUUAAGCCAGUCUUAACACACUCACCCUGUCUGUAGUGUAAGGAAGUGUGAGAAGGAAGUUCUUUUUUAUUGUUUGUUUGUUUGUUUGUUUGUUUGUUUGAGACAGGGUUUCUUUGUGUAGCCCUGGCUGUCCUGGAACUCACGCAGUAGACCAGGCUGGCCUUGAACUCAGAAAUCCGCCUGCCUCUGCCUCUGCCUCUGCCUCCUGAAUGCUAGGAUUAAAGGCAUAUGCCACCACCGCCUGACGAGAAGGAAUUUCUUAAUAAAUGAGUUUACAUGUCUAAAUCAAGUGUAAGUUAUAUGCGUUGUGUUGGAACCUUUUCUACGUUUAUGUAUAAAGAUUUCUUAUAUUAUUAUUUUUAAUGCCAUUGCGUUGCAAUAAUUUAGCUCCUGACUCAUUUGACAAAAAUACAUCUUUUAUGAAGAAGUACUCUUGACUUUGAUAUCUGUACACUGAAAAUCAUGUCAGAAGUACCCAAAGAUAAGUUUUUAUACAGAUAGACGCUUCGUAAGCGCUGGCUUGUUACCCACUAACUAACUGUACUGUGUUCUCAAUGAAUCAUGAAAGACAAGAGUGGGUCACUGUAGAAUUAUUUUAAACUGUCCUUUAAAAGAGAAGAAACUAUAAGCUAAUCUAGUUGCCAAGUAGGAAUUCCUUAUUUAAUUUACCUCCUAUGCAAUGAUUAAUGCUGCGAAAUGUAUGGUUAAUAAGUUACAGUAUAUUCACAGAAGAAAUAUCUUUCCAAGGUGUAAGAAGCAGCCAGUUGCAUUCUUUUGGAAAUUUACUAUACUGUUUCAAUGUGUUAAGUGCCUUGUUGUAAAGUAAAAUUUUAAGUCUCGAGUUCAUUAUUUUCCUGACCUAUAUUUUUCAUUAUGAUUAUCUACUGUGUGCUGUUGUAAUCAUUUUAUUAAAUGCUUACAUUUUAAUCAAA